This is a messenger RNA of Xiphophorus maculatus (southern platyfish), 4827 nucleotides long. It is a transcript of the gene itga4, whose product is annotated as integrin subunit alpha 4. The record is from RefSeq and is a predicted model, not a curated record. Gene Ontology annotation, molecular function: integrin binding. The transcript has 29 exons. NCBI's taxonomy places the organism in Eukaryota, Metazoa, Chordata, Actinopteri, Cyprinodontiformes, Poeciliidae. Gene Ontology annotation, cellular component: integrin complex; external side of plasma membrane. Gene Ontology annotation, biological process: cell-cell adhesion; cell adhesion mediated by integrin; cell-matrix adhesion. The coding region runs from base 386 to 3448 and encodes 1020 amino acids.
GUCGCGCUCACUUUGGGCGGAUGCUGGAGGAAACACCGUUAGACACAUGGAGACAGAGGAAGGGUCUCAGACGGCUCUCAGUCUCAUUGAAACUCAGCUGAAACUCGAGUCUUUCAGGGGUUUUCUUUGCUUUCAUUGAGGUUUAAGCUUUUUUCUUUAGUUCCUUUUUUUCUUUUUCUGUAAAAUCUCUGAAGCUCCGCGCGCUGUCGCGUGGAGCAGCAGGGGGGGUUCAGCAACAAGUCUCUGGCGCGAUUGAGAGGAGUUUACCGGAGUCCCUUUGAAGAACCAGCUAGUCUGUUUUUUAAAACUCGUUCUGGAUUGAAGCUUUUUGACCUGACAGGCUCACAGCUGUCUGAGGGGUUGUCUGCACCCAUCAGUGGACAUUAUGGGUAUCGUCUUCUGCCUGGUUCCAGUCCAGGUUCUGGUUCUGGUUCUGGUCUGUCCUGCGGCAGGUUAUAAUCUGGAUCAGGAGCACAGCAUGGUGUUCAACGGCCCUCACUCCUCGAUGUUUGGAUACUCUGUGCUGCUGCAUCGCCACAACUCUGAAAAAUGGCUGCUGGUCGGAGCUCCAGUGGCUAACUCCUCUCAUCAGCUGACUCAAUCUCCAGGAGCCGUUUUUCGCUGCAACAUUAUGGAUGAGAAGCGCAGAUGCGAUCGUCUUUCUGCUGACAUUUUAAGUUGUGGGAAGACGUGUGAACCGGAGAGUGAUCACCAGUGGCUGGGUGUUAGUUUGUCCAGACAACCCAGAGAAAAUGGUGGACGUGUCCUGGCAUGUGCUCAUCGCUGGAAGAACGUGUAUUACUCAAGGAAAGACGGCCAGAACAACAAGCUUCCUAAUGGCGUCUGUUUUCGUUAUGAGAGUGACCUGACCUCCUACCAGCACUUUAUCCCUUGCUACAAAGACCACCAGAGGAAGUUUGGUGAGGAUUACGGGUCAUGUCAGGCGGGCAUUUCCAAUUUCUUGACACAGGAUCUGAUCAUCGUAGGAGCACCAGGGUCUUCUUACUGGACGGGCUCAGUUGUGGUCUACAACACCUCCAGCAAUUCGAUGUCGGUGUAUCAGGAUGAUGAGACAGGAGCUGUCAGCUAUGGGAGCUAUCUGGGUUACGCCGUUGGAGCCGGUCACUUCCAGAGUCCCUCUUCCAUUGAGGUGGUGGGUGGAGCUCCACAGUACAAUCAGAAGGGCAAGGCCUUCAUCUUCUCAACAGAGAACAGCAAAAUGCUGAAGGUGGUUUCAGAAGUUGCUGGAAAUGAACUGGGGUCUUAUUUCGGCUCCAGUGUUUGUGUGGUGGAUCUGAAUGCUGAUGGUUUGUCGGAUCUGCUGGUUGGUGCUCCCAUGGCAACGGGGACGUCCAGGGAAGAGGGAAGAGUUCAUGUGUACAUUAAUGAGGGGGAGGCUCAGCUGAAGGAGGCGGAGUUUAAGCUGACUGGCAGCGAUGCUUAUGCGGCACGGUUUGGGCAGACCAUUGCUGACCUUGGAGACCUGGAUGAUGAUGGCUAUCCAGAUGUGGCUGUUGGCGCUCCACAGGAAGACGACCUCAAAGGCGCCGUCUACAUCUACAAUGGCAGGAAGGAGGGUAUUUCACCAAAACCAUCACAGAGGAUUACAGGGUCAUCCCUGGGUCAUGACCUGAAGAUGUUUGGACAGUCGCUGAACUCUGGGAUUGACAUCGACGAUAACGGCUACAAUGACGUGGCAGUGGGAGCAUUCCUUUCAGACUCAGCUGUGGUUCUCAGGACCCGUCCAGUGGUUCAAGUGAAAGCUUCUCUGAUUCUGCCUGAGAAGCUUGAUCAGAUGGGGGCGCAAUGCCAAGAUCACAAGACUCAGACUGUCUGCUUCAACGUUACGAUCUGCUUCAGUGUCACAUUUAAACACCACAGAGGGGCAAUAGAGCUUCAGUAUAAUUUGACCUCCGACCUCCUCCAUAAACCAUCUUUCCCACAUCGUUUCUAUUUCCACGGUAACGGAUCAUCGAACAGCACGAGGGGUCAUAUGAAGGCACGACACGGCCAUCCCAGCUGUGCAACACAUGUGGCUUACCAAAGGAAAGACGUUAAAGACAUCUACACUCCCGUUCAGUUUGAAGUUUCCUAUGGCCUCAGUGAAAAGAGGAGCCACAAAACCCCAUCCAGAAAAUUAGCAUCCAUAAAACCCAUUCUGCAGCACAGCGCAGGACAUCAUAACACCAUCACCAAUCAGACUCGGUUUGCUCGCUCCUGCUCUAUGGUGAACUGUUCGACCAACAUGCAGCUGUCAAGUGAACUAGUGCUGCCGCAACAGCAGAAGUUCUUCGCGCUCGGUUCGGGACAGAUCAUCCUGAAAACCUCCCUGAUGAACUCUGGAGAUGAUGCCUUCCUGCCUCGAGUGACAUUGAGAUUCCCCAACAACAUCCACUAUAUCAAAGUGCUGCAUAAUCAGGGCAACGUGAUUAGUUGUGAUAUCACUGAGGAAGUGAACACUACAGACGUGAGGGUGGACUGCAGAAUCACCAGCCUCGUCCUCCCAGCCCUCUCUCAGAUGAAUAUCAGUUUUCUGUUGGAUGUCAGUCAGAACAGCACGCCUGGCGACAUUCGCAUUAACAUCAACACCAGCAGUGACAAUUACGAGAUGGAUGAGUUUCUCCGAGAUAACAGCAUGACUCUUGUUCUUCCUCUGAAACAUGGAGUUGGUGUCAGCAUCCACGGUUUUGUGACUCCAAAGUCUUUUGUGUUUGGAGAUGAAGACUUGAUUCCAGCUGAUUGCUACCCUGAAAAAUUCAACUACACAUUUAAGGUGUUAAACUUUGGACCCAGCAAGGCGUUAAACACAGUGGUUCAGAUUGCACUGCCAAAAAUCCUGGCACCGUACCCACACAGACUGCUUCAGCUCAUCGACUGGAAGUCAUCACAUGGUUCGUGCUCAAUAAGUGACAAAACGAUUUCAGUCAGUGAGGACUGCAACGUUCCCCAGGCUUCAUUCAUCAAACAGAUCAUUUUCUUCUUCUCUCCCACCACCACCCGCACAAUGUUCUGUGGCCGUGUCGAUAAUCUGUGUGAGCACCUGGUGUGUCGUCUUGGUAACCUGGAUGCGGGCAGAGAUGCUACCAUCCAGCUGGAAAUCAGCCUGAAUCCUGCUGUGCUGCUGCAAGCACCGGGCCGUCAUCAUGUUAUGAAGUUGGAGAGCACAGCAACCGUGUUGUCGCCCAGAGAAGAUGCUCACACUGUCCUAAUCAAGGAUCAACCUGCACUGGUGGUGGUGGAAGCUGUUUUUACCCAGAAACCCUCAAUGCCUGUGAAGAUUUUCAUUAUCGCCGUCAGUUUAGUUUUAGGACUGAUCAUCUUGACCGCUCUCAUCUGGUGUUUGUAUAAGUGUGGCUUCUUUAAGAGGAACUUCAAGAAGCAGGAAGAGUUAAAUAGAGACAGCUGGGACUACGUUCCCAAACUCAACAAGAGGGAGAGCUCUACUUAAACUCAUCUGCUGCCUCUCGCUGUGACGUCGGGGCAUUAGCAGCGGGCAGAGUUCACAACAAAGCUGUGCAAAAACUUUGCAGCAAUGACGGAUGAGGAUGAAAGCAUCCUGAAUGCACCUGAACUGAUAAACCAAAUGUGCCUUCACAAAGGAGAGACUGGCCUUGAGGAAGACCGCAGCACUGGAUGGAUGGAUGGAUGGAUGGAUGGAUGGAUGGAUGGAUGGAUGGAUGGAUGGAUGGAUGGAUGGAUGGAUGGACGGACGGACGGACAGAUGGAUAACUAAAACAGCUUCCUGUGUUGUGGACGAACACUGGAGAAGAACCAAACCAAGUGACUUUCUGAUGAUCUCAGGGGAUUGGAAACCUUGCUCCUGAUUGGUUCAUACCUUUGGAAUAAGCUCCUUCAUUUUGUUUACCUGCUGGUCAGCAGUGAUGGAGCACGAGACUCACUGGUUGCGUUGCGUCAUCCAACAGCUGCAGUCGACACUCGACUGCAGCGGGCUGCAGGAGUGUGCAGGAAAAGGGAAGCAAUACAAAUUUUGUGUUCUGAAAGCGGGACACAGAUAAAAAAAAUGCUGGGAAAUGGGAUACAAUGCUGCUUCUUCUUCUUCUUUUUUUAUUUUGCCGUUUUCCCUUUUGUCACUGGUAUGCUUGCGUCUGCUCCUUUGGCAGAAUUUUGUGGCACAUCUAGAUAACAAAUGAAGUAAAUCCACAUAUUUUCAUUGUUCACCUAGACAAAAAGUUGUCUUGGCAGUGCCGACAACUAACCAAGUAAAGCAUCCUGUCUCUCAGAUGUGUUGGGGAAAAAAAUCAGCAUUUAAGAAAAUCAGCAUUUACUUUUGCUACCUGUGAGGAUAAACUCACAGGUAUCAAAAAUGAAACAGAUACAGGUAUUUUGAAAGAUGGUGCCAAGAGAUCACAGGGGCGCAAUGUCUUACGAAGCCUUUAUUAGAAACAAUUAUGAGCUAGCCAUAUGACAAAAUAUUUUAUUAAUUUAACUUAAUUUAUAUAGUAUUUUACAAGUUACAAUGUGCUGAAAUUAAAUUAAAAUGCAUAAUGGAAACACUGAAAAUGAUUAAAAUGAAACUCCACCCAACUACGCCAAAGAAAUAAAUGACAUUCUCUCGAAAGAGGCUUUUAGAAAAAUAAAAUGUUUCCAGAUAAUUGUUUUACCUUUCUGUAUUCUGUGAAUGCAAACUGUUGAAACAACUUCAUCCCUCAUCUUUUACAUGUCAUAGAAAUACACAUCAUGCAAGUGUUUGAAUGUUUUAUUACAUUUUUAUUUCUUUUUUUUUUUAUGAAAGUUUGUUCUGCACUGGAGCGUCUCACUGCUUUUAUCAUUACGCCCCUAUUAAAAUAAAAGAUUUUUUUAUUUAAA